Exophiala spinifera is the source of this 1032-nucleotide messenger RNA. RefSeq lists its product as uncharacterized. The record is from RefSeq and is a predicted model, not a curated record. The coding region runs from base 1 to 1032 and encodes 343 amino acids. Gene Ontology annotation, molecular function: arylformamidase activity. NCBI's taxonomy places the organism in Eukaryota, Fungi, Ascomycota, Eurotiomycetes, Chaetothyriales, Herpotrichiellaceae. The transcript has a single exon.
AUGGCCGGUCCACCAGUCCCCUUUUCUGCGCUCCCACUCAACAAAGACGACUCGUCAACACGUCUCAACGCGUGGGGAGCCUACGGACCCGACGACGAAGUCGGGUUCCUCAACCGGCAAACGCCCGCCGUGGUGUCGGCGGCGGCGGCGUCCGAGAUCAAAACGGGGGUGCGCAUCCCGCUGGACGCGCCGCUGGACUUCCAAGGCGACAGGCCGCUGUUCGGGCGCCAAGUGUUCAAGAAGGACGUGUACCAGAAGCGGCCGCGCAUCGUGCACGACGACACGUGGCACUUCAACACGCAGUCGUCGACGCAGUGGGACGGCCUGCGGCACUUUGGGUACCAGGCGGCGCAGCGGUUCUACAACGGCGCGAGGGUCGAGGACAUCGCGGGCACGACGCCGAAAGGCCAGGCGAACCCCAACGUGCUGGGCAUCCACGGGGCGGUCGAGCGCGGCGGAAUCAUGGGCCGCGGGGUCCUCGUGGACUUCGGCGCGUGGCUCGAGGAGGGGCCGGGCAAGGACGUCGUCGGCGCGGAGGGAGGGUUCCACUCCUUCCAGACCAGCGGCAUCAAGUUCGAGUGGCUCCUCGAGACGCUCAAGUGGCAGAACGACACGCGGCCCCGCUUCGGCGACAUCUUGGUCGUGCGCAGCGGCUUCUUCAAGGCGUACCGCCGCCUCGUGGACGACGCCGACCCGGACUCGGACGCCGAGAUCCAGCGCCUCGUCAACUCGAGCCCGCCGGGCCUGGGCGGCGUCGAGCAGUCCGACCGCGUCCUGCGCUGGAUCUGGGACAACUUCAGCGCCGUCGCGAGCGACCACCCCAGUUUCGAGAGGUGGCCCACCCCGUUCGACUGGAGCAUGCACGAAGUCCUCCUUGCCGGCUGGGGCUGCAACAUCGGCGAACUGCUCGACCUGGAGAAACUCAGUGCCGAGUGCAAGAGGCAGAACAGGUGGACCUUUUUCCUCGCAAGUGUGCCUUGUUAUGUCCCGGGAGGGGUCGCGAGUCCUGUAAAUGGAGUUGCCAUAUUUUAG